GAUCGCACGUGGCGGCGGAUGGCGGCGGCAGCGAAGGGCGGGAGGUCCCGCACCGUUCCCCGGCGGCACCGGGCCGGGCCGGGCCCCGCGGCCUCUCACCAUGGCGGGGAGCGGGGGGGAAACACCGGCAGCGUGUCCGGGAGGAAGGACCCGUUCCCCGGGCCCGCCCCGCUGCCCCGGCCCAGGGUGAAGCGGUUCCUGCGGGGGACGAAGGAGAAGGCGCCCCGGGCCACCAGCCAGCGCCUCCGGUGGCACCUGAAGCUGUCGGGACAACGGGAGGAGGCGGCGGCUGCCCGGGCGGCUCGAUUGGACCUGCUGCUGCCCGAGGAGCCGGGGUUCCUGGAAGCCGACCCCGGCGAGGACACCUCCACCGUCACCCAGGGUGACAUCGCCGAGGCCGUGGACAUCGCCAGCGCCGCCAAGCACUUUGAGCUGAGGCUGGAGCAGUUCGGGCCGUACCGCCUGGAUUACAGCCGCAACGGGCGGCACCUGCUGCUGGGGGGCUGUCGGGGCCACGUGGCCGCCAUGGAUUGGCAGACGAAGGCGCUGAUGUGCGAGAUCAACGUGAUGGAGACGGUGACGGACGUGGCGUGGCUGCACGCGGAGACGCUGCUGGCGGUGGCCCAGCGCCGCUGGCUCCACGUUUACGACAACCAAGGGCUGGAGCUGAACUGUCUCAAGAGCUUCCCGGGCGUCCUGCGCCUCCAGUUCCUGCCCUACCACUUCCUGCUGGCCACCGCGAACGAGACGGGGUUCCUGCAGUACCUGGACGUCUCGGUGGGGAAGGAGGUGGCCGCGCUCUGCACCCGGGGCGGCCGCCUGGCCGUCAUGACGCAGAACCCCACCAACGCCAUCGUUCACUUGGGUCACAGCAACGGAACGGUGACGCUGUGGAGCCCCAACGUGUCGGAGCCGCUCGUCCGGAUGCUUUGCCACCGCGGAGCCCUGCGGGCGCUCGCCGUCGAUCCCACCGGCACGUACAUGGCGUCGGCGGGGACGGAUCGCAAACUGCGCCUCUACGACCUACGGACGUACCGGACGCUGGAGGAGCUGGCGCUGCCGCGCGGCGCCGCAGAACUCGCCUUCAGCCAACGCGGGCUCCUGGCAGCCGCCUGCGGGGACCUGGUGCAGGUUUAUAAGGGGGUGGGGAAGGAGCAGCCCCCCCAAAUCUACCUCUGCCACCAACCGCCCCGCGCGCCCCACGGGCUUCGCUUCUGUCCCUUCGAGGACGUCCUCGGCGCCGGACACGCUCACGGUUUCACCAGUAUCUUGGUGCCAGGCGCUGGCGAAGCCAAUUUCGACGCGCUGGAGAACAACCCGUACCGCAGCCGGCGGCAGCGGCAGGAGUGGGAGGUGAAGGCGCUGCUGGAGAAGAUCCCGGCGGAGCUGAUCACGCUGGACCCGGCCCGGCUGGGGCACGUGGACACGGCCAGUCUGCAGCAGAAGCGCCAGGAGCGGAUCCAACGCCUGGGUUUUGACCCCCAGGCCAAGGUCAAGUUCAAACCCCGGCGCCGGGUCAAGGGCAGCAACGUCCUGCACCGCAAGAGGAAAGUGGCGCACGAGGAGCAGCGGGUCGUCAUCCGGCAGAGCGUGGAGCAGCGGGAGAGGGAGAGGAAGGAGAGGACGAAGGAGAGGGGAAAGGGGGCCCCCCCCCCCCCAAAACGGGGGGCUCUCGACCGCUUCAAGAAAUAAUUUGGGGGGGGAUCCCCUAUGGGGGUCCCUGGGGUGCCCCCCCCCUUACUCUGGGGGUCCCCGAUGUGGGUGGGGGUCCCCAAUGCGUGUGUCCCCCCCAUGGGGGUUCCUGGGGUGCCCCCCCAAAUCUGGGGGUCCCCAAUGUGUGUGUGUCCCCCCAUGGGGGUCCCUGGGGUGCCCCCCCCAAAUCUGGGGGUCCCCAAUGUGUGUGUGUCCCCCCAUGGGGGUCCCUGGGGUGCCCCCCCCCUUACUCUGGGGGUCCCCAAUGUGGGGGUCCUGUCCCCCCCUCCCAUGGGGGUCCCCAACAUCCCAUCCCCUGGGGUCCCCAAAGUGGGUGGGGGUCCCCAAAGUGGGUGGGGUGUCCCCAUGGGGGUCCCCGGUCUGUGUUGUCCCCCCCCCACCCUGGGGGUCCCCAAAGUCUGUGUGUGUGUGUCCCCCAACCCUGGGGUCCUCAAAGUGGGGGAUCCCCCUCAUGGGGGUCCCCAAUAUCUGUGUGUCCCCCCCUUAUUAAAACCUCUCUGC
Messenger RNA from Grus americana (Whooping crane), 2214 nucleotides. RefSeq names its product WD repeat domain 46 (gene WDR46). Bases 19 to 1692 code for a protein of 557 amino acids. Gene Ontology annotation, molecular function: protein binding. NCBI's taxonomy places the organism in Eukaryota, Metazoa, Chordata, Aves, Gruiformes, Gruidae. Gene Ontology annotation, biological process: maturation of SSU-rRNA from tricistronic rRNA transcript (SSU-rRNA, 5.8S rRNA, LSU-rRNA). The record is from RefSeq and is a predicted model, not a curated record. Gene Ontology annotation, cellular component: 90S preribosome; nucleolus; small-subunit processome. The transcript has 15 exons.